CUUGAGUCCUGGCUGGCAAUAGUAAUCCAGUAUUGCGUUGAUCUCAUCCAAAGAGCUAGGAUGCAUUCUCGCUACACCGGUCAUUCGAUCUACCAUGUCUGGACGUUUCGCUUCAAAACCAUCGUGUCGGAUAUACCCAAUGUCUAGGGACACUGCAUGCUCGCCCUGUGCGACUCGAUAACCCGCCAACGCAUCUUGGUAUGUAUUUCCAGAGACGUAGUUGGCUUGACCGCCAUUCCCAAAAAUGCCAGAGAUUGAGGAUAGCAGGACAAAAAAGUCCAAGCCUAAUGGCAAAGCGCGAUGUAGGUUCCAAGAGCCAUCGACCUUUGGUCUGAUUGCUUUUCUCCAAUCGGUGAUGGUCAUAGUUGACAACGUCGCAUCCUGUCAAGAAUCAGCACUUAUAGUACAACAUUUAUACCAACGUUAUACACGUGCAAGUCUUUCCACUGUGGAGAACUUACAUGAAGUACCAUUGCGCCUUGAAUACAACCUUUGAUAGGAGGCAUGAUCUGAGAUGCGUCUGCUAUCACUUUCUUCAAUGCAGAUGGAUCUGCAAUAUCGCAAACUGGACAAUGUACAUUAACGCCCGUUUCUUGCAUACUUCUCAGCAUUUCUUGGACUUCUUCGUCAUCUUGCCUUGGUCCUGAACGAGAUAACAAAAUCAAAUUCCUUGCACCACGAAGGACAAGCCAACGAGCGAUACUUCGCCCAACAAUGCCCAAGCCUCCUGCAAUGACGUAACUCGUGUCAUGUGGUAGUUGGUAGGAUGUCGGUGACCCCUGCACAAUCUAUAUAUUUCUUUAUUAGCAUAUCUGACUGCCGAUUCAAGAUUUCCCAGAGAAUAUCGUUUCGGAUCUCUUGGUCUAAGACUACCCUGAGCAAUCAGAUCGUACACAUGUCUGAGUAUAUUCAUGGACAUGGUGUGUUUAUGCUCAAGCAUUAGCUCCAAGUCAAUGGCAUGGAAGGAAACGUUCUGGGUGAAGGUGUACAUGGGCAAACUUUUUCUAGCAUACGCAUCUUUCAAACCGAUUUCAACGAAUCGACCAAAAGGAGCGAUACAGUUCCACGAUGCCUCCAUCAAUGCUCCCGAAAGUGAGUUCACUACCACGUCGACUCCCAGCUUUUUUAAACGCUUGAUGCCUGUAACAAAGAAUGGGUCUCUCGAUGAGAAAAUGUUGGCAAAUACUUCGGCUCCAAUCCAUUGUGCAACUUGUAGCAUUGCCUGGCCUGUUCCACCAGCGGCCGAAUGGAUCAGGAUCGUUUCUCCAGGUCGGAGGCGAGCUUCUUCAACUAGCGCGUAA
Molecule: messenger RNA, 1301 nt
Organism: Periconia digitata
Lineage: Eukaryota; Fungi; Ascomycota; Dothideomycetes; Pleosporales; Periconiaceae
Source: the annotation of a GenBank genome assembly